CAGGACAAACAGAAAAUGGAUGUACCUACAGAUCUUGACCCUGCUAACCCGCUAUUAGAAGUAAAGAAGCUAUUAAAUGCAAUCAACUCUCUACCGAAGGGUGUGUUCCCUAACAUUGAAAAGUUCAUACAAGAAGAUUUCUCCUUCCAGACUAUGCAGAGGGAAGUUGCAGCUAAUAGCCAGACAGGGGAAGAAAUUGUUCCUGCUUUAACAUUAGAUUUUUUGAUAACACAACUUGAAAUAGCACUUAGAAACAUUCAAGCUGCUAAUUAUACGGCACACCAAAUUAAUAUUGGUUAUUACUUGACAUUACUGUUUCUGUAUGGAGUGGCACUCAGCGAAAGAGGAAAGAAAGAGGACUGCACAGAAGCUGAAAAUAAAUUUCUGGUGAUGAAGAUGGUGAUCCAAGAAAGUGAAAUUUGUGAAAACUUUAUGUCGUUAGUGUAUUUUGGACGUGGUUUACUUCGAUGUGCUCAGAAAAGAUAUAAUGGAGCACUACUAGAAUUUCACAGAGGCUUACAAGAACUUGGAGAUACAGAUGAUGAUUGGUUUGAAGUAGAUCCUACAGAUGAUGAAGAUUUACCUACAACUUUCACAGAUAUUCUCAAUAAUUUUAUCAAGACAACUGAAAAUAAUAUAUUGAAAGAGGCCAUUUGUAGCUAUCUUGAUUGUGAGCGCUCUUGUGAAGCUGACAUUUUAAAAAACACCAACUAUAAGGGAUUUCUACAGUUGAUGUGCAGUAAAAGUUGUUGUAUUUACUUCCAUAAAAUUUGUUGGAAAAAGUUCAAGAACUUAAAGUACCCGGGAGAAAAUGACCAGAGUUUUAGUGGGAAAAAGUGUUUGAAAGAAGGAUGUGCAGGUGACAUGGUAAGGAUGCUGCAAUGUGAUGUGCCUGGAAUUGUCAAAAUUUUGUUUGAAGUUCUGAGGAAGGAUGAAUAUAUAACCAUUGAAAAUUUAGGAGCAAGUUACAAGAAGUUUAUGGCUCUGGAAUUAAGUGACACUGAUAUUAGACCGAAAUUCGAUUUAAAAUUAAACACAAAAGAUGAAAUGCCUAUCUUCAAACUUGAUUAUAAUUAUUUCUAUCAUCUGCUUCAUAUAAUUAUUAUUUCUGGUACUGACAUUGUCCGGGAAAUAUUUGAUGAGGCUAUGCCACCCACUCUUUUGAAAAAAGAGCUGCUUAUACACAAGAAUGUGCUGGAACCCUACUACAAUCAUCUUUGGACCAAUCACCCUUUGGGUGGAUCAUGGCAUCUGCUUUAUCCCCCAAACAAGGAGCUACCACAGUCCAAGCAGUUUGACUUAUGCCUCUUAUUAGCACUCAUUAAACACCUGAAUGUAUUCCCUGCACCCAGAAAAGGCUGGGAUAUGGAACCGCCGUCUUCUGAUCUCUCUAAGUCUGCAGAUGUUCUCAGGCUCUGCAAGUACAGAGAUAUCCUCCUCAGUGAGAUUCUGAUGAAUGGGCUCACUGAGUUACAGUUCAAUUCAAUUUGGAAAAAAGUUUCUGAUAUUCUUCUGCGACUUGGGAUGAAACAAGAGGAUAUCGACAAAGUCAAGGAGAAUCCCAUUGAGAAUAUAUCCCUUGAUUAUCAUCAGCUGUCCAUUUAUCUAGGCAUUCCAGUACCAGAAAUCAUCCAGAGGAUGUUAUCCUGCUAUCAACAAGGAAUUGCUCUACAGUCAAUAACAGGCAGUCAGUGUAUCGAAAUUGAAGAGUUGCAGAAUGAUGAAGAGGAAUUGAGUCCACCUCUGAUGGAAUACAAUAUAAAUGUGCAGUCAAGCACUGAACUACAGUUAGCAGAAAUAAAUAAAGACGUAGCCUCAAUACCUAGUGAGUCUUCAACGGAGUCUGUUAAAGAUCUUCAGGAGGUCAAAAGUAAAACAAAGAAAAAGAAAAAAACUAAGAAUAAAAAGGAUAAGGACUCUGAAGAAGAGCAAGUCUCAUAUAUGGUAGAAAAGGAUGACCAGCUGGACACAGAACAAGUAGAUGUGCACACACUCAGCACAUAUGGGAAAACUGACGCAAGUGAUGCACAAGAGGAUUCUGCAACUGAGGACAAGUUCUGUAGCCUGGACGAACUACAUGUUCUGGACCUGGUAGAGCAGGGCUCAUCUGGUAAGGAAAGUACAGACUGCAAAGAAACUGAAAAGGAAAGGCUUGCUCAUCAACAUCAGCUCUAUAAGUUGCAGUAUGAAUGUGAAGAUUACAAAAGACAACUGAAAACAGUGACGUUUCGGUGGCAAGAAAAUCAAAUGCAGAUUAAAAAGAAAGAAAAAAUAAUUGUAUCUCUAAACCAACAAGUGGCUUUUGGAAUCAAUAAAAUGUCCAAAUUACAGCGCCAAAUCCAUGCUAAAGAUGAUGAAAUCAAGAACCUUAAAGAUCAGCUUUCCAUGAAAAGAUCUCAGUGGGAAAUGGAGAAGCAUAAUCUGGAGAGCACAGUUAAAACUUAUUUAAACAAACUGAACGCAGAAACAAGCAGAGCCUUAACAGCUGAGGUGUAUUUCCUACAGUGCCGUAGAGAUUUUGGCUUACUGCACCUAGAGCAGACAGAAAAAGAGUGCCUCAAUCAGCUCGCUAGGGUGACUCACAUGGCAGCAAGCAACCUAGAAUCACUUCAAUUAAAGGCUGCCGUAGAUAGUUGGAAUGCCAUUGUGGCGGAUGUUAGAAACAAGAUUGCUUUCCUCAGGACACAGUACAAUGAACAAAUAAAUAAGGUGAAGCAAGGGUUUGCCUUGAGUACCUUACCUCCAGUGCAGCUUCCACCACCACCACCAAAUCCUGAGAUGCUGAUACAGCAGUUCUUGGGAAGACCUCUUGUGAAAGAAUCUUUCUUUAGACCUAUACUUACUGUUCCUCAAAUGCCAGCAGUUUGCCCUGGAGUAAUCUCUGCAGCUGUACAACCUAGACCACCCCUGAUGCCUGGUAUAACCUGGGCUAUGCCAACACCUAUAGGUGACACUGUGUCACCCAGUGCAAGUUUGUGCAGUGAACCUCUCAUGAUAAACUGGGAGAGAAUUACGGACAGGCUGAAAACCGCUUUUCCACAACAGACAAGAAAGGAGCUUACAGACUUCUUACAACAACUAAAGGAUUCUCAUGGGAAGUCAGUAUCUCGACUGACAUUUGAUGAAAUUGUUUACAAGAUUUCUCAAAUGAUUGAGCCCAAGAAACCUGAGAGUGAAGGAAAAUCUGCUCCAGAUGGUAACAGUGCCUCACCCAGCCACACCUCAUCACAGCCUAAUGACCCCCAGGCCCCCACAGCAGCACAAGGUUCUGCCACAUUGGAAGGAGCCAAAGAUUUGGAUAAUGAAGAGGAAGAAGAGGAGCCUUGCGUAAUCUGUCAUGAUAAUUUGUCUCCAGAAAACCUUUCAGCUUUGCCUUGUGCUCACAAAUUCCACUCUCAGUGCAUUAGACCAUGGUUGAUGCAACAGGGGACAUGCCCCACCUGCAGACUCCAUGUUUUGCUACCAGAAGAAUCCCCUGGCCACCCCAACGGGCAGUUACCCAAGAUCUGAGACAAGGCAGGUAGCUAUACCUAAGAUCAGUUUUAGACACUGAAAUUUAGUUCUGCUUUUCACUGAGCUAAUUGUAUGAAUAGUAUUAUGCAGCAGUAUGUGCUUUGACCAGCUAAUCACAGCAGAGCUGAGCUAAAGAGAUUGAGAUAGAUCUAAAGUACAUGUAAAUUAAAUGGAAGGGACUUAAAGAAGAUGGGCUAUUGAUAGCUGCAUUUCAUUGCUCUUCAUAAGAUUUUCCAUCUGUAAACACAAGACCUGUAAAUAUGAAUAUUAAUAUGUUUCUUAGAAUGUCCUGUCUUUUAUUCCUUCUUAUUCUAUUGUCCUUUACUUUCUCUCAAGCAUGGUAAACGUUACUGUCCUGAAAUAAAUUUAGGAGAACAAAUAGAAAAGUAGGAAAUUCUUAGUUCAGUAGAUUUUAGUUUUCUUUUAACUUUGAAAGCUUGGUGUUAAAAUAUAACUAUUAUAAGUUAUAUUUCUAUCUCCCCUAUUCUUUUCUAUCUUCUGAAAUAGCUACCCUUGAUGCGAUUAUAAACUCUUUGACACUGGUAAUCAUACAAUGGUUUAUAGCAGCUUGUGACAGAUGAUUGUUAAGUUUCAGAUAGAGCAGAUAUAGUUGGCCAAAUUAUUGUGGAAACUUCCACAAUAAUUACAUUGUAGAAACAGUAACUAAGGUUUGUUUUUCCCUCAAGAGCUAGUUCUUAAAAUGACACCAUAAGUUGCCUAUAUUCCCAAUAAUUAGCAAAGUAAAUACAGAAUGAGGUUAGAUUUGAAAUCAAGAGGUAGUAAAAGGGGUAGAUGGUUAAUGGAGAUCUUACAUUCCUUUGUGAACUUACUUGUUGGCUCUUAAUCAUGUGCAUUUUGGGGAUAUUUUCUUUUUCCUCUUUAAAGGUAUCUACUUUUAUGUACUUAUUCUGAGGAAGAGAGGAAGCCAUUUAUAUGUACUAGCUGCUGCUUGUGACAAAGUUGAUAUUCACUAGCCCAAUUGCCUAUCUAAAGCUUGUCACUGAGCAUUUCAAUGCUUAGACAACAAAGCCUAUUUUUAAAAUAGUGUAAGUUCUAUAAGUAUUGUACAUGCCUAUACCUUCAAACUUAAAGUAAACCAUCGGUACUUUGUGAGACAUGUAUUUCUUGGCUCAUAUUCCCAGUCUCAAUCUUAUUAAUUUUAGGGGGAAAGCUUUUUGACUCAACAAUUAUUUUUUUCUGUAUAUUUCAGUGUAAAUGUAUUUUGAAGCUACUUUGAAUCUCUAUUUAAAAAUCCAAUGCCUGUAAUUGUAUGGUAAAGUUUUUUUAUCUUGAAAAUAAACUGGAAAAUGUGAAGAAAAAUAUUUUUAAGAUUUCAACAUUUGAGUGGGUGAGAUUACUCACAGGUAAAGGUGCUUCUUGCAAAGGCUAAUGACCUGAGUUCUAUCACUGGGACCUGCCCAGUGGAAAGAAAGAACAACUGUUCCGCAACUGUCCUCUGACCUCCACAGGUACACUGUGGCUUGUGUG
Acomys russatus (golden spiny mouse) is the source of this 5001-nucleotide messenger RNA. RefSeq names its product DAZ interacting zinc finger protein 3 (gene Dzip3). The transcript is spliced from 29 exons. Gene Ontology annotation, cellular component: cytoplasm. Gene Ontology annotation, molecular function: RNA binding; ubiquitin protein ligase activity; polyubiquitin modification-dependent protein binding. Lineage: Eukaryota; Metazoa; Chordata; Mammalia; Rodentia; Muridae. Bases 16 to 3510 code for a protein of 1164 amino acids. Gene Ontology annotation, biological process: protein polyubiquitination. The record is from RefSeq and is a predicted model, not a curated record.